AUGAUACAGCUCAAUCAAGACUAUCAGAUACUGAUCUGCCGGUCAUGUCAAGCAGCUGUUCGGCCGGGCCCGGGUAUCGAGUCACAUUUCCGACACGAGCAUCAGCUUAAGGGCCAAGUGCUCAAGGACAUCAAAGACUACUACGGCAUGCUCGAGCUAGCUGACCCAAAGCUUACUGCUCUCCCCGAAGAUAAUAGCCCGGCAAUUAAAGAGCUUGCUAUUUCAGAUGGAUAUAGCUGUCGCGCAUGCCGAUAUGUCACUGUUGCACGCGAUAAUAUCGUCCGUCAUUGGCGAGAGGCAGGGCACGGUGCAGUAGAGGAACGAUGGAAUAAGGUGCGGCUACAGACGUGGAUGCGAGGAAGGAGUCACGCGCGCUACUGGAUCGUUCGAGACGAUAGCGAUAGCAACGGCCCGCCCGAUACAGCUAAUGCAGCUGAUGCUACAAGUCGGAGUGCUAUGGAUGAGCUCAUUGCUGCAAGCCAGGCUCGAUUGGAAGAGGAGGAUGCCGUACGACUACGGAAGGGUGACUUGAAGGAAGAGAUCGACCGUGACUCGCCGUGGGUCAAGAGGCUAGGCUGGGUACGACACUUUAGCUCCCGGGACUUGAUCAACAUUCACGACGCAGCCCAGUGGCUACGGGCGAGGGAAGUAACAGGCAGGUCAGCUGGAAGGCAAGAAGACGAGGAAGCAGCUCGUGAACGACAGUUGCUUAGCCGGCUUGGAGAGAGCUUUGAUCGUGAGGUUCAACGUUGCUGCUGGCGACCUGAUAGCGUGCCGACCGAGACGUUGCAGUGGCUUAACAGCAUUUCAUCAGUAACCCCAAGCGGUGUGCCGUUUGGUCGUAAAGGCAAGGAAGAAUCGAUGAGCCUAGUACUCCAGUCCCAAAUCAACUCUGGCAGAGUUGAUUUUAUUUGA
Molecule: messenger RNA, 915 nt
Organism: Fusarium poae
Lineage: Eukaryota; Fungi; Ascomycota; Sordariomycetes; Hypocreales; Nectriaceae
Exons: 1
Coding region: 1-915 (304 amino acids)
Source: RefSeq, a predicted model, not a curated record